AUGAGGCGAAAAGCAAGAUGUCACGAAGAUAGGGUAGUAUCUCUUUGUCCAAAAGAGAACCAGUACCACUACAUGGCCUACAACAAACGACAGCACCAACAUUUAUCAGCGCAACUCGAUUCUAGGAGGAAAAUAAAAGGCCGCCACUGGUGUGGGAGGCUGAAGUUUCAGGACAAAUCGCGUGGGACAGACCCUGCGAGCUCUGUUUGGGCGGCCCUGGAGAACGGCGUGAGGGAAUUCGGGCGUGUGGCCCUCGCCGCGCGCCACGCGGACAGGUGGCAGCGGGUGGCUGUGGAGCCCGGGUCACACCCGAGGCAGCCUCUCGGGCCCCGAGGCGCGCGCCGGCGCGGGUUGCCAUGGUUUCGGGGUCACUAUAAUUACUCAAUUAAAGGGUGCAAACCAAUUACCUUUGGUGUCAUUGGCAGCUUGUUGUCUGAAGCUCCAGCAAUAAACAGAUUCACAAGGCGUGCCUCAGUGUGUGCAGAAGCGUAUAACCCCGAUGAAGAGGAAGACGAUGCAGACUCCCGGAUUAUACAUCCAAAAACUGACGAUCAAAGAAAUAGAUUGCAAGAAGCUUGCAAAGACAUCCUGCUGUUUAAGAACCUGGAUCCGGAGCAGAUGUCUCAAGUAUUAGAUGCCAUGUUUGAAAAAUUGGUCAAAGAAGGGGAACAUGUAAUUGAUCAAGGAGAUGACGGUGACAACUUUUAUGUAAUUGAUAGAGGAACAUUUGAUAUUUAUGUAAAAUGUGAUGGCGUUGGAAGAUGUGUUGGUAACUACGACAAUCGUGGGAGUUUUGGCGAACUGGCCUUAAUGUAUAAUACACCCAGAGCAGCUACGAUAACUGCUACCUCUCCUGGUGCUCUGUGGGGUUUGGACAGGGUAACCUUCAGGAGAAUAAUUGUAAAAAACAAUGCCAAAAAGAGAAAAAUGUAUGAAAGCUUUAUUGAGUCACUGCCGUUCCUUAAAUCUUUGGAGGUUUCUGAACGCCUAAAAGUGGUAGAUGUGAUCGGCACCAAAGUAUACAAUGAUGGAGAACAAAUCAUUGCUCAGGGAGAUUUGGCUGAUUCUUUUUUCAUUGUAGAAUCUGGAGAAGUGAAAAUUACUAUGAAAAGAAAGGGUAAAUCAGAAAUAGAAGAGAAUGGUGCAGUAGAAAUCGCUCGAUGUUCUCGGGGACAAUACUUUGGAGAGCUUGCCCUGGUAACUAACAAGCCUCGAGCUGCUUCUGCGCAUGCCAUCGGGACCGUCAAAUGCUUAGCUAUGGACGUGCAAGCAUUUGAAAGGCUUUUGGGACCUUGCAUGGAAAUUAUGAAAAGGAACAUUGCCACCUAUGAAGAACAAUUAGUCGCCCUGUUUGGAACAAACAUGGAUAUUGUUGAACCUACUGCAUGAAGCUGAAGUAUGGAGAAAGAAGAGCUGUAGUGACAGAAUUACACAGUAGUGGUUAGUCCACUGAGAACGUGUUUGUGUAGAUGCCAAGCAUUUUCUGUGACUUCGGGUUUUUUCCUUUUUUUUUACAUUUACAAUGUAUCAGUAAACAGUAGUGAUUUAAUAGUCAAUAGGCUUUAACAUCACUUUCUAAUGGGUAGUUAAUUUAAAAAUCAGCAUAUUGAUAAAAUGACUUUCUACUCCACAAAAUUAUUCGAAGGUUUUAUUUAAAUGAUUGUAAUAUAUUGAGAGUACCCAUGUUUCAGAAGACAAUUAAAAGACACUAUCUUAGGCAGUAUGUGUGUGACCUAUUCAGAUGCGUAACAAGUUAGUGACUGUGCCCAUGUAAGAGGGAGUCGUGCUCCACAGCGCGGCGCCACGUUCUGUUUAUAACUCAUUAUGCAGUCAGAUUUUCAUCAUUUUCAUUUUAAAGUCUUUUCUGGCUUGAUAAGUUGUGUGGCAGCCUUGGCCUGUUGGUGAAAUGGUAGAAAACAUCAUAUGCAAUUUUAAAACUUUUUAUAUUUUUGCAAUAAAGUACAUUUUGACUUCUUCUGCAUAAUGUCAGUAACCAGUGUAUUCCAGUGGUUUUAAGGACUGGCAGCGUAUUAUGAUGAUUGGGAAAAGAGUCUUUAAAGAGGAGAGUUCAUUAAUGCAUUUCUUUCUUCAUCAAGCAUAUAUAUUUCUGGUUUCCCUUUUCAUUUUGCAACUUGCUAUAUUCUUUGUCUUUAAUUUUGACACUUAAUGUCAAAAAGUUUUUUUAAAGCUAUUUAAACUUGUUAAACUUGGUCUUUAUUGUCUUCUAAAAGCCCCAGAGCUUACAGUUCAUCAAAGAGAAACCCUCCUUUACCAGUCACAUAUUGGGACCCUUACGUACACGUCUGCAUAAUCUGAUUCCUCACACGGAUCUGCCACCAUGGGUUUCUGGUCUUCCUCCUAGUGGUUACCAGCCCACAGACUCCGAUCAGCCGCCAGUGAGGUUUAUCCUCCCCCGAAAAAAUUCCUCAAAGGUGGUAGGAAUAAAAUUGUAUAAGCAAAAUUGUAUAUAACAAUAAAAGGAAUUUCUGUCCAUAACCAAUAGACCAUUAAGCCUUGCCAUCUGCUUUAUGCCAACUCACAAGUACAGAAAACUUGUAGAUUUUCAUUGACCACUGACAUGCUUAUAGAAGAUGCCAGAGAAGAAUUUGAUUAUAUUCAACCAAAACAGUGUACUCUGAUUCUUAAGCCAUGACCCGGUGUCUAGACAUUAAUCCCAACUAGUUGUUUGCUUUCAAAUGGGCAAUUUCAUUUUGGGAAAUGUGUUUUAAAAGAAUAUACAUGGGUGAAAUUAUUUUGUGGCUACUGUAGUCUUAUUAGAGAAUGUUUAUGGUCCUACUUGUAUAUGAAAACAUGGCUAGAAUGUUAAUUGGAUAAUGUAUAUAUAAGUAAUUAAAGUAUGUAAAUUGUAACUUCAGCCACAUUUUAGAAGACUGUUUAAUAUCUUUGCCAAAACCUUCUUGUAGGAUAUGCGAGCCUCUCUACAUGAAGAUGACUUGUUUACUAUUUUAGAUUUUAAAAGCCAUGUCUGUUAAACAAGGAAAAAUACAAACAAAAAAAAACCACCCAAACUUCUCGUUCAUCAUUCUGUAUUCAUUACUCACUUUUUCAAGUUAAUCUCUUUGGUUGCAUAAUCUGAUUGUUAACUAGUCAUGGAACAGUAAAUAAAUGCCUGUUUAAUAAAGAACUCUGACUAAGGCUACAAAUGCCAGUUACAUUAUUUUCAGUAUUGUUGGUUAUAUUUAAAUUUUCCUUAUAAUAAAGCACACUUUUUAUAGUAAAAUUUAUGAAUUACUGUUUUUAAUACUUUUUUGCUUACUAACUAUACCUUACAUAGUAUAGUCAUAAAUGCAGUGAAAAGCAUGGUAGACACGUGGCAUAUGGAAGCCAAGACAGCAAGAAAGUGCAGUAUGGUUUUGUAUGGCAACGGGGUUGUCUUUUAAGAUUUUACCUAUUGAUCAUUUGUGAGAGAAAUGAUUGUGGUAUGUUGCACAUUUGGCCAUUUACAAUAAUGAACCUGGCUAACUAGGACAUUUAUAUGUAAAAUUAUCAAAUUAAAAUAGCUCAAGUUUGA
Molecule: messenger RNA, 3532 nt
Organism: Chinchilla lanigera (long-tailed chinchilla)
Lineage: Eukaryota; Metazoa; Chordata; Mammalia; Rodentia; Chinchillidae
Gene: Prkar2b
Product: protein kinase, cAMP-dependent, regulatory, type II, beta
Exons: 12
Coding region: 1-1389 (462 amino acids)
Source: RefSeq, a predicted model, not a curated record